AUGGCAUCCCAGGCUCAGAAACCUCUCUGCGAAGCGUGUAGGGUUGCUGUUAAUUAUGUAGCAUCUUAUGAGCUGAACAUCAAUGAUGUUUAUUUUACGAUGACCUGUUACUAUGAUGAAGAGUCUGAUGCACCUGUUUAUGUCCCCUUUUUCCAAGACCAAGCAGAAGUGAAGAGAGCACAUGCAAAGCAGUUCAUAAAAUACCUAAAAGAGCGUCAGAGUAAAAUCUGCCUUCCAGUGACUAAGAGGCCUGACAUAGAGUACUGGGGAACUGACCUGCAAGCUAUAGUGAUUGCUCUGGAGAUGGAGAAAGAGUUACACAAGCACCUGCAAGAGCUGAAGAGCUUGGCUUCUAAGAAUAGCGAAACUGAUCUCUUAGAAUUCCUGAAAAAGUUCUUGGUUAAACAGAAGAGGAACAUUAAAGUAUUUGGAAUACCAGCAUAG
This is a messenger RNA of Zalophus californianus (California sea lion), 444 nucleotides long. RefSeq names its product ferritin heavy chain A-like. Lineage: Eukaryota; Metazoa; Chordata; Mammalia; Carnivora; Otariidae. The record is from RefSeq and is a predicted model, not a curated record. Bases 1 to 444 code for a protein of 147 amino acids. Gene Ontology annotation, biological process: iron ion transport; intracellular iron ion homeostasis. The transcript has a single exon. Gene Ontology annotation, molecular function: ferrous iron binding; ferric iron binding. Gene Ontology annotation, cellular component: cytoplasm.